This is a messenger RNA of Strongylocentrotus purpuratus (purple sea urchin), 4038 nucleotides long. RefSeq lists its product as uncharacterized. Gene Ontology annotation, molecular function: chromatin insulator sequence binding. The record is from RefSeq and is a predicted model, not a curated record. Gene Ontology annotation, biological process: regulation of transcription by RNA polymerase II. Gene Ontology annotation, cellular component: chromosome. The transcript has 4 exons. The coding region runs from base 171 to 3857 and encodes 1228 amino acids. NCBI's taxonomy places the organism in Eukaryota, Metazoa, Echinodermata, Echinoidea, Camarodonta, Strongylocentrotidae.
AAGUCUGUACCAAAGACUAACUGGACGGACUGGGAGCAGAAACAAAUAAAUACUGAACAAUUAUGAUUUCUUUUUGCUCCUGAAAUAUAAAUAAUGUGGCAAGAUAUGGAUGAAUUAACAAAGGUAUACAGGAUGACUAGUUCAAGACUCUAAGGCUUCUAUCAAAGCACAUGUCUUUCAAAAUGGAGCCAUCUUCAGAGGUUGUUACCAUCACCAUGACAGCAUCGUCAUCGUCAUCAUGCAGUAUUCCUCUGGAUGAAAAGAAAUCUGCAAGAAAGGUGAAACCGUAUGGGUGUGUCAUGUGCAAGAGGGCAUUCAGUAAAGCAUUGAAGCUACAGAAGCACAUGCUGGAGGCCCAUGGUAUAACAGAAGAGAGUGAUGAUGAUGAGGAAGAUGAUGAGGUGGUUGAGGAGGAGGAGGAGGAGGACAGGGAUGAUGCGGGCCAUAUCGAGAGGCGAGAUGAAGAUGGAAUCAAUUUGUUUGCAGACGCUGCUGCUAGUGUGCUUGGGGAUCUCUCGGGGGAGAGCAGAGAUGCUGAUGACUCCCUUUCACACUCGCAUCCAACAGAGGACUCUCGAACGGACCGCCAGACGGAUGCUAAUCACUGUGACACAGAACCAAAGGUUGACAGCGCUGGAACUGACUUUACAACUCAGAGUUACUCUGCUGCGACUAUCCAAGCAGCAUUACAAUUGAACCCUAGUGAGAGCAGAGAUACUGAUGACUCCCUUUCACACUCGCAUCCAACAGACGACUCUCAAAGCGACCGCCAGACGGAUGCUAAUCAUCGUGACACAGAACCAAAGGUUGACAGCGCUGGAACUGACUUUACAACUCAGAGUUACUCUACCGCGACCAUCCAAGCAGCAUUACAGUUGAACCCUAGUGAUAUCAUAGCUCGGGCUGCAGCAGGUGCCAAUAUCCUUGUAGAUGAGAAGGAUGGAGAUGUGGCAGAAACACAGUCUGUGCAUUUAGACACAGGAGCACUGAUCGUUGCAGAAAUAGACGGUUUGUCUCAUGACCCUGAUGAUGUCCGGAAGGAUGACACCCCGUUAUUCUUUGACCCUUCUCCCCAAGGUCGAACUGCCAGCUCUCCAGAAGAUGGUGCCAUUGUUCAAACAGAUAGGGAAGAAUCACAGUGCAGUGAGACGAUAUCACAAAUGUUUCCUGUGCUACUACAUCAAGCUAAGUCCUCUUCAAAGAAUGUGCGCCCUGAACCCAGGAGUACAGAGGAGUCUGCUGAAACUUCUAAAGCAACAGAUGAUUCUUAUAGGGAAGAUUGUGUUGGGGGAGAGGCGCAAAGUAAGAACUGGCAGGACCAGAAAAUACCAAAAUCGUCUAGAUGCAGACAGAGAUCUUCCCUAGUUGCUCCCUCUGAUAAUAAGCCGUCAAGUGCCAAGAAGAGAACGCUUAAAGGAAGUGCUCAAGUAUCUGGUACUGCCAAAGAGCAAGCAGUGGGAAUUGAUCAAAGACCACACCUGCGAAGAUCAAGAAGGUCUGCAAAGAGAAAGGUAGACAAAGAUUUUCUAACAGAAAGUGAGGAGGGAAAGGAGAAGCAGGGGAAGAAGCAGAAAAGGGAAGAGAAGAGAAAGGAUGAGACGAAGAGGAGACAGAAAGAGCAGAAAAGAAAGGCCAAGAAGACGGAGGAGGAGAUGGAAAUAACCAGUAGAGAGCUGCCAGAAACAUCCCAAGAAUGUGAAGGUACAGGUACAAAGAAGAAAAGAAGGACCUUAAAAGAGAAACUAGCUGAUCUCCAGAAAGCCCAUGAGGAGACAGAGAAACUCAACAUCCUCGUUCAAAAAAUCAUCAGUGACAGUUCAGAUGGCAAGACAGCAGAAAAGAAAUCUUUGUUGACUUGUUUGAAGAGGAAAUCUCUUUCAAGAAAGAGCAAGGCUAAGAUGUCGAAGACAUAUGACUGCCUUUCCUGCCGGGAAAAGUUUCCUUCUCUCUCAGAUUGCAUUGAUCACAUGAGGAAGGCCCACCUUUCUUCCAAGAAGCGCUGUCAAGUGGAAAGCGAAGAACCUUCUUCAUCAGACAUCUCGUCUGCUCUUGAGGAGGACUAUGAUGAGGAUGAUGUUAAGGACGAUGAAGAGAUGAGGAAGACCAACCAGGAUAAUGGUCCAACGAAAGUGGCAAAGCAUCUUCAGAAUGGGAAAGGCUCGGGUAAAGGUGGAGAGUUCAGUUGUGAGUACUGCAGCGAGAUCAGCAAGAGCAUAGAGGGUCAGAGGGCGCACAUGUCUGUCCACUGCGGACUAGUUGAAGAGAAAUGUUUCAAAUGCAAGAUCUACGAGUCUCGACCAAGUGCAGCUCAGAUUGAAGACAUUGAAAGAUCAGUUGAGAAGGUCAGAGAGACCACAGACUCGGAUGGUUAUGAAUUCAAGCAAGGGAAGCGACUCCUGGUCCAGUUCUUUCAGUGCAUAGUGUGCAACAGCUGUUUUGCGGUGGAGAAGCAUCUUCGGAAUCACAUGAGCCAGCACAAGGUCAUAGUGUGUCAGGUCUGCAGUGGAGUGUUCUCAAGCACACAGGCACUUGGGAAGCACAUCCCGCAUCACAAGACAGGACCUCUGUCCUGCAAGACUUGCGGUCAGACUUUCUUCUCCUCGUACAUGCUUCUCAUGCACAUGCGUGGUCACACUAAAGACUUCAGAUGCAAGCAUUGUGAUGCACCUUUCAUGUUUCGGGGAAAUCUGUUGAGGCAUAUCAGACAACGCCAUACUGAUAAAACAGACUGUGACCCAGCCUCAGGGGAUGAUGCUGCGAGUCAACAUGAAAGAUCAUCAAAGAACAAAGGACAGUCCAAGCUCAAUUGCAGGUUUUGUGGGAACCUUCAUUGCUCUGAGGUAACCCUGAAGCGCCACAUAGAAACCUAUCACCCGGAGAGGGUCGAUGAUCGAGGGAAAUUUGUAUGCGAGCUCUGCGGGGCUGUCAGGCACAAGUUUAGCCAGCUCAAAGCCCACAUGAUUUGCCACAAUCAACCCAAGCAGAAGUGUCAGAUCUGCAGCAAAGUCUUCCUCCGACCCGCCAGUCUCAAGCAACACAUUCAGCAGGUCCAUGCAGGACGGAAAGACUACACCUGCCAGUACUGCGGCAAGAGGAUCUCCUCGUCUACGAGUUUACAGGAUCACGAGCGGCUCCACACAGGAGAAAAACCAUAUGUCUGCUUAGAGUGCGGCAAGAGUUUCCGUAUCCGUCAGUCGUACAAAACCCACCUUCAAACCAAACACUCCAAAGAAAAACCCUUCGGAUGCCCACAGUGCGGAAAUUGUUUCUUCUCCUGUAAAUCACUCGCCAAGCACCAGAGGAUUCACACUCCGAAUGAAGACAGUGUCUGUCCAGAUUGCGGAAAGCAGUUCAAACGCAAGGAUCUCUUGAGGAUGCACUUGGUUCAGCAUCGCCAGGCAUUGAAGUGCUUCAAGUGCAACCGCUGCUUCAGCUCCGAGGUGGCUCUCAAGUACCAUACAAACAAGGCACACAAGAUCAACCUCUAUCGCACCAACUACGUCCAUCUCAAUCUUCCCGAAGGCUCGCUUCAUACGUCCCAACCGCAGAUAUCAUCUACCGUCCAAGGCAUCUUGCCUGUUCCUGAUGCUCCAGGUGACUUUUCUACCAUUACCGCUAGUCCAGAUAAGAACCCUAUCCCUGUCACCAUGCUCAACGGAAACUCAAAGGAUGUCUUUGUAGAUGCAUCUGUAAACAGUAUCGUUGGUGUCUUAUCGACCCCAGUCACCAUGGAGCCCUCUAACAAUUUACCAAGACCAUAUGGUACAGACCGAAGACUAAGUGAUCCCACGAACGUAGCCAUCUCAACUAUUCUAUCUCAACUUUUUGAAAGAACGAUUGCAUCUGUGCCAGAAUAGCUGUUUGCCUCAGGAGUACUGCCAAAACCAAAACUAUCUGAACUGAAAUAAUAUGUUCCUGUCUAUGUAGUAUCCCUUAUCAGUUUGAGCAAAGAACACUUUUGAGUAGUCAUACUACUCCAUCUCUGUGGUGCUCCUCACUAUUCACAUAAUCCUAAGAAGAAAUUAAAAGUGUAAAAAC